AUGGCAUCAAAUCAACAAACCAGCUUUGAAAGGUCUCUGGACCUUUUUCGCCGAGAGCUUUCUGACGAUCAGAUCAAGCAGAUGGACGGAGUCAGUCAGAAAACUCUGGACGACACGAUCCAGGCAACUCAGAACAUACUGGGGCGCAGGAAUGACCUUUGCAAAUUGACCCGAAUCCAGAGAUUUCUCCACGCUAUGGAACAUGUUGAGAAGCUUGUCACAAUAUUCCUCAACGCUAGUGAUUUCGUGGCUUUUAUCUGGGGUCCGAUCAAGCUGGCGCUUAUGGUCGCCACAACUUGGACAGACGCUGUCAGGCAGCUGAUUGACGCGUACGAAGAAAUCGCUGAAGCCCUAGGUAAUCUCGCCUUCUUCCAUAAUCUUAUUCAGAGUAGAGAUCACCUGAAACUGGUUCUCGAGGAUUAUUUCUCAGAUAUUCUUCGCUUCCAUCGAUGCGUUCUUGAUGUUUUUUCUCGUCCAGAAUGGAAAAGAGUUUUUAAAUGGGCGUGGGGAAGCUUUCGACGCGAAGUCAAGCCAAUUCUCGAAAGUCUCAAACGGAAACAGGCAUUGUUAUCAGACGACAAGCUGCAAUCCCACGCUAUCCUGAAGGAGGUCCAAGACUCCGAUCAUUAUUCCAAAGACCAGUUCAGUAAACUGCAUACCAGUCUCGAAGAUAUCAGGUCUACCUUGGCUUCUGAGCAUUUACAAAGCAAAACAAUACAAGCCCAGGAGAUGAAGACCUACUUAGAAAGUCGACUGGAUGUUUCAAAAUCUCGGAGUGAUCUUCAACUGGAAACAAGGGAUCCUAUAGUUGAGAAUUCUGGCAAUUGGAUAUUCUCUAAUCCGAUCUUUAAAUGCUGGGAAGUGGGAAAGUCUGCAGAGAAUAAGAUUUUGUUCCUUAAUGGCUCCCCUGGCUCUGGAAAGUCUACCUUAGCAAAGACAAUCAUUUGUCAUGAAAAACGGAAACAAGCCUCUGAGUCUUCUGGGCGGAGCUUCCUAGCUUAUUUCUUUUUCAAGCACGAUGCAGCGGACCGGAGAACGGCUCGAUCCAUGCUUCAACAUCUCAUCAUGCAGCUCGUUAAUGCAGACGAAACUAUAAUGGGAUUGGCCUACGAGAGAUUAUCGACCAUGGAAUCCACUGAGCUUGCCGAUCUGAAGAAACUUGCAAGUGACUGCUUUACGUCUCGGCCAAUGGCAACACUCGUUCUUGAUGGACUAGACGAGGCAAUAGACAGCGAGCAUGAGGUUUCUAUCGCUUGGUGUCUGAAUGAGCUAUUAUCAGUCGCGAAAGCACGCAGUUGUAACCUAAAGGUACUGAUUUGUGGACAGAGGGACGGACGACUUGAUGUGAUGUUAUCGUCUCAACCUCAGAUUCGACUCGACAUGGUAGAUGCCCACCAGCACGACAUCGAGCAUUUCACAAAAUUGAAAGUUGCGGAAUUACACGCUAGGUUCCCAUUAACACAACAGGAAGAGGAAGCCUUGGUUUCUAAGAUAUCGAGCGCGUCUCAAGGCAUGUUUUUAUAUGCGCGAGUUGUGCUCGACCACCUCGCGGAGAUGGACUCAAUACAAGAAUUUGAAGACGAAUUAGAAGAAGAUACGUUCCCAGAAGACUUGGAUCGAGCUUAUGAUCGUAUUGCUCAGCGUAUAAUGAAGAAGCAGGGAUCUUCACGCCAUAAGACUGUGAAGAAAAUCUUGGGCUGGGUCAUUUGUGCGACUAGGCCCCUUCGAUGGCGCGAAAUACAGUCUAGAUUCUGUAUCGAUGCAGAUAAAGAGAUUUGUAAUAUAAAAAACCUACGCCGAGACAGCUGUAAGAGUAUAUGCAGCUCUCUCGUUGACGUAACAAAUUGCGAUAUGUUUCCCAAUAUUGGAUCUGAGCAGUUCGUCAGCAUGGUUCAUGAAACAGCAACCAAAUAUCUUGUUCGCAAUGGUACGGUUAACCUGUUGCAGGAGCAUAUCGACAUGGCGCUUUUUUGUUGUCGGUACCUAUCAUCUCGGCCUUUUACUACAGGCAAGAGCCAAAACAUCAGUGCCGAUAUCCAUUCAGGAUACUUCGGAUUCUUGGAUUAUGCUGCUGCUCAUUAUGCUGUCCACAUACACGAGGUUGAGUCUUCAGAGGUUUCGACAGACGCAGCACCCAAACUGGAGGCUGUCAAAGCAGUAGCAGUUGAUUUGGCAAAGGCCAAUUACAGACACUCUUCAGUUCAGACAGAAGAGGGUGAUAAGGCAGCUCAAGAUCUGAACUUAGCCAUUCAAGAUAAUGUCCUUGUUGUACGAACCUUGAUAGGCUUGCAACGAGAGAAGUCUGAAACUCCUAUUUUCGACGCGACUGAGGGGCCAUUCAGGCACAAGUGUCACAAGAUACAAUGUUCGAAGUUUGCCAUGGGAUGCUCUAACGAAGCUGCACUCAAGAAGCACCUAGCAGUACAUGAGAGACCAUUCAGAUGCCCUCAUUCUGAUUGCUUUGCGCAUACAAUGGGCUACGCUUCACCAAAGCGACUAGAAAGCCAUAAUGAGGUCUUUCACCAGAGCGUAUUCAGAGCCAAAGCUGUCUUUCCUGCUGAACUUGAGACUGGCGAAUGGAACCUUUACGAAGCUUGUAAAGCUGGUAACCUCGCUGAAGUUAAGAGAUUCCAUCGUGAGGGAGCUGAUCUCAAGCAUUAUCGCCCAAAGAUUGACUCGCCGCUGUGUGCAGCUGUCGAGGCUGGACAUGGUAAUAUCUGCAAGUACCUCGUCGAUAACGGAGUUGAUCCUUUCCGUGUGGGAUCUAGGUGUAGUACAACGAGGACGCCAGUCGUUGCGGCGAUAUAUCGAGAGCGCCAGGAGAUCUUGGAAUUCUUCCUGCAUAGAAGCAAUGGCUUAAACAAUUCCAACUUGGCAAAAAGUAUUGCCCAGGCGAUACACGCGGAUCGGCCAGCCGCAUUGAACAUGCUUCUGGCCACAAGACAGCCAAGAGACCAUGCGGACGUGAUCAAGCUGGUUCCAAGUGAAAUAACAUCCCAGACCGACUUGAGAUUAGUCCGAAGAGACUCUCACUCAAUAGACGCCACGCUAAUACAUGCCUGGUUCCAAUAUGUCAAGCCAGAGUUUUACAAUGAGAAAGGGGUUUUCAUUGCACAGUCCGACUGUGCGGAGUACAAGAUCUGGGGAGACAUAAUUUUUCGACAAGUCGAUUCCUUCCACAGGGCGCUUCGUGGAAGAUGCUUCUCUCUCGCCAAUUUCUUAAUGGAUAUCGGGAAUGACGAAUAUCUCCAAAUUAAAAUUGAGGAUAGCAAUACGCCAUUACAUUGCUGCUUAAGAGGACUAUGCCGAGGAGGUUGCAGCAGCUGUAUGUCUAUGCUUCGACGCCUUCUUCAGUACGGCAGUGGCAAAUUCGCCAAUAUUACGGACGGUGAUGGUAGACUACCGGCACAUGUAGCAGUGUCUUAUUGGGGUCCCUCGCAAGCUGUUAUUCGAGCUGUUCUUGACAGUACCGAAGAUAUCAACCACAAGAGCAAUUCGGGGCAAAGUCCAUUACAUGAGGCAUCAUCUAGGAACAAGAUUAGCGUGCUGUUGGAGAAUAAGUCUGUUGAUCUCUUCAGUCGAAACAACAGAGGACAAACCGCAUUUUCAGCAUUAUGCAAUGGCGGUUACUUUGUUAAUAUAGAGGUUCUCGGGUAUCUCUUUGAAGCAGACCCAAGACUUGCAUGGACACCAGACAAAUCCGAAGAUGGACUCACGCCAUUCCAUCAUGCAAUGCAAAGUCAUUACCUUCACCCGUACAAUUCACAGAGACCAAACAGAGCAGCCAAGUUCUUACUUACAUGUUUCGAAGUGAAACGAGUCCUGGUGGAAUUUCAAGCCAAGUCAACUGAUGCCGAUCGGAGAAAGGUGCGAGACUUUGCAGGGAAGGAAAACUUACGAGAAGCACUGGAUAUCAUGGAUUCAAUUAGAUUUAGCCCGAUCUGA
This is a messenger RNA of Fusarium odoratissimum NRRL 54006, 3945 nucleotides long. RefSeq lists its product as uncharacterized. The transcript is spliced from 7 exons. Gene Ontology annotation, molecular function: protein binding. The record is from RefSeq and is a predicted model, not a curated record. Bases 1 to 3945 code for a protein of 1314 amino acids. NCBI's taxonomy places the organism in Eukaryota, Fungi, Ascomycota, Sordariomycetes, Hypocreales, Nectriaceae.